AUGGAAACUGAUAAUUUAAAGUUUGUGUACCUCGAAUUAUUGCAGGGCAUGUUAGAUACAUUAGCACCUCAUCAGGAACAACUCCACAAGACAUAUUCAAAGGCCAAAGCGAACCUACAGGAAUGUGAAGGAAUAUUCUACCAUCCAAAAGAUCUAAAAAAGGUAAAAGGAAUUGGAGACACAAUUAUCAAACGACUGGAAACGAAACUCGAAUCAUAUUGUACUCUGAAUAAUAUGGAGUUUCCAACGUUUGAAGCUCCACACAGAAACGCUUCAUCCGGGUCUUCAAAGAGGAGUGUCACAUCCUUAAGAGUUGAUGGUAAUAACAAGGACGAUGAGCAACAACCUACUAAGAAGAAAAGAAAAUACAUUCCGAAGAAAAAAUCUGGUGGUUAUGCAAUUUUGCUUGGAUUACUAGAAUUAAAUGCCAUUCGAAGACCAUGCAUAAAAGAAGAAAUUAUUGAAAUAUCCCAGAAAUAUUCGAAUGGUAGUAUGCAUAGUAAUUAUGCGACCAAGGAAUUUUAUGGUGCAUGGUCGUCUAUUAGUUCUUUACUAAAACAUUCCCUGGUGUUGGAAGAAGGUAGACCUAAAAGAUACAGUUUAACUCCAGAGGGCCUUGAAAUGGCAAAAACUUUGAAAAUGGCAGACAGCAUUGAAUUUAAUAACGACACUAAAACCAAUACUUUAGAUAUUUCACUGGAUUUAGCAAAUGAACGGACUGUUAAUUUAAGUGAUCUGCUGAAACAAGACGGAGAAAUACGGCGGAACAAUGAAUCUUCAUUUAAUUCUGCAUUUAGCGAUGUAUCUCAUGAACUUAGUCACUCCCUAAAUGCAAGUACCCCUCAGAGGUCGAGAGUUCUACAAAAUAUGCCCCCUUUACAUUCUACUCCUACAACGAAUAUAAAUGAUAGACAAAAUAAUUCCACAACACAUUCAAGUGCAAAUGAAAAAUACUUAACUGGAAAAGUUCAUAUGAAUAGGAAAAGAUUUACAGGGAUAAGUUAUGAAAUAUGGAAAAAUGGUUCAUAUGAGAUAUAUCCGAUUAUUGAUCAUCGUGAGGUAAAAUCCCAACAAGAUCGUGAUUAUUUCUCAAAUGCAUUAAAACUAAAGGGGGUCAAGAUGGAAGUACGACAACUUUCCCUAGGUGACAUCAUUUGGGUUGCUCGACACACAAAAACAGGAUUCCUAUGUGUCCUUAAUACCAUAAUUGAAAGAAAAAGAUUAGAUGAUUUAGCAGCCAGUAUAAAGGAUAAUAGAUUUAUGGAACAAAAAAAUAGAUUAGACAAAUCUGGUUGUACCAAUAAAUAUUAUUUAAUAGAGGAAACAAUGGCAAGUUCUGUCUUUAGUAUGACUGAGGCUUUAAAGACAUCUCUAUGGAUGAUCCUCAUUUAUUAUAGAUUUUCAGUGAUACGUUCGCAAAACAGUAAUGAAACAGUUCAAAAAUUACACGUUCUUCAUACUGUUAUUAAACAUAAUUAUAGUAAGAAAAAUUUGUUAGUGAUGUAUCCAAACAAUUUAAAAGAUCAAGAUCAUUACCGCAGAAUAUUGGAAAAAUUUCAAUUAGAAUUUGGAAACCAUACAAGCCUUGAAUGCUGUCAUACACUAGAUUGUUUUCAAGAAAUUAUGGGCAAAAAUGAUUCUCCUACCGUAGGUGAAAUGACUAUUCAGAUUUUGAUGUAUGUAAAAGGCGUUUCUUUAGAGAAAGCUGUCGCGAUUCAAGCCGAGUUUCCCACUUUAAAUCACAUAUUAACUGCAUAUAGGAACUGUUCAUCUCAAUUAGAGGCAAAAAUGUUAAUGUUUCAAAAACUAGGCAAUGCCCCAGGUAAUAAGAAAAUUUCCAAGUUAUUAUCUGAGAAAAUAGCUGAUGCAUUUAUGUGA
Molecule: messenger RNA, 1878 nt
Organism: Maudiozyma barnettii
Lineage: Eukaryota; Fungi; Ascomycota; Saccharomycetes; Saccharomycetales; Saccharomycetaceae
Gene: MUS81
Product: Mus81p
Exons: 1
Coding region: 1-1878 (625 amino acids)
Biological process (GO): mitotic intra-S DNA damage checkpoint signaling; DNA catabolic process; resolution of meiotic recombination intermediates
Cellular component (GO): nucleus; Holliday junction resolvase complex
Molecular function (GO): 3'-flap endonuclease activity; crossover junction DNA endonuclease activity; DNA binding
Source: RefSeq, a predicted model, not a curated record